Molecule: messenger RNA, 761 nt
Organism: Drosophila miranda
Lineage: Eukaryota; Metazoa; Arthropoda; Insecta; Diptera; Drosophilidae
Exons: 2
Coding region: 114-542 (142 amino acids)
Source: RefSeq, a predicted model, not a curated record
AAGACAUAUACUGCCCACAAAUAUUAAUAAAGCAACGCGCUUGGUUGCUGGCGGCUCACACCCCAGCCUCUCAGCCCCACCCCUGUGGAGCACUGAGAGCCCUCAACCCAAAGAUGCUCGUUGCUCGUUGCUCGUUUGAGAAGUCGAAAGGUUUAUCCAGGAGACGGAAAAGCCGGAAAAAGAUACGAGAAAUGCCUGCAAAGAAAAAACUUGAAGGCAAAGCUAAAGCCGGGAGUAUACUGGGGGAUACAGGAUCUGUGGCAACCGCGACUAUGGUUCGGCGCCAAAUGCCGCCGCGCGCCUGCAAGAGCAAGAGCCAGAGCGCCGCCAGGCCCAGUCUUAGUCCCAGCCGCCUGGCCAAGAAGCCCAGCCUGACGCCGACCACCGGUUCUCAGGCGCCAUCGCAGACCAUCGCAAAGUCGAGGCCCACCGGUCUCGAGACGAUUUUUGAACGGCCCGGCAAUGAGGACGACGGGCCCACCAGCAGCCAUGCCGUGGCAUUCGGCGAGUGUCAGCGCCGCGUCCUCGCCCUGGGUACAUAAUGACACUGCGGGCGUCCCGCACUACUUUGGACAGCGUAAUGCUCGGGGGCUCGGACGAUGAAGGCGAGUCGGUCGGAGUCGCUCCCGCAGUCGCUCCCGUAGCUGCUCCCGAAGUCGUUCCCGCUGGAGGAAAUGCCGGUACAAAUCAGCCGGCACCAUUCGUGCUGCGCACCAGCAGGAGGCUCAAGAGUCUGCCUCCGUUUUAGAUUUUUGCACCUU